UUUUACGUGAUAUAGCCAAAAUCAACGGUCGUGAAAUUUCGGUUGAUGCUAGUGAUCUAACAGUCCCUGAUGAAGCUCCUCGUAGAGGUAAUGAGUCUAAUCAUUCGGACGUAUUAGCUCAAGUUUUAAAGGAUAUACUUGUAUAUUCCGCUUGGGGAAUACCGGGUUCUUUAAUUGGAACUUGGUUAAUUGAUACACCACUUGGUAGAAGAUACACAAUGGCGGCUGGUGCUUUCGGCACAUCUAUUUCUGUUUUCAUGUUUUCCGUUCUUACAACAAGAAUUGGAACAAUUAUAUGUUGUUCAGCUAUUAGUUUAUUCACUACUAUUAAAUAUGCAGUUAUCUAUGGAUAUACUGCUGAAGUAUUUGAAACAAAAGUCAGGGGUACUGCAAAUGGGAUUGCUUCUGCAUGUGCAAGAAUGUGA
Messenger RNA from Racocetra fulgida, 425 nucleotides. The record is from the annotation of a GenBank genome assembly. Lineage: Eukaryota; Fungi; Glomeromycota; Glomeromycetes; Diversisporales; Gigasporaceae.